Molecule: messenger RNA, 2859 nt
Organism: Pseudozyma flocculosa PF-1
Lineage: Eukaryota; Fungi; Basidiomycota; Ustilaginomycetes; Ustilaginales; Ustilaginaceae
Exons: 4
Coding region: 1-2859 (952 amino acids)
Biological process (GO): regulation of protein catabolic process; proteasome-mediated ubiquitin-dependent protein catabolic process
Cellular component (GO): proteasome regulatory particle, base subcomplex; proteasome storage granule; proteasome complex
Molecular function (GO): enzyme regulator activity
Source: RefSeq, a predicted model, not a curated record
AUGCCUCGAGGAGACGGCGAGGAGAUCGAUAUCACCGUCCCGGCAGAGGACCCGGUCCAGACCGAGGAGCAGAAGGCGCGAGCCAAAAAGAGAGAAGAGGCCGCUCAGAAAGGCACCGGCCCCAAUGGCGAGCACAAGGUCGACGGCAAGCCUGCAAAGGCCGACGACGAGCUGAGCGAGGAAGAUCUGCAGCUCAAGAAUGAGCUCGAGAUGCUCGUCGAGAGGCUAAAGGAGGACGAACGAGAUCUGCACCGGCCAGCUCUCGAGUCGCUCCGCACCCUCAUCCGCACUAGCACCUCGAGCAUGACGUCCGUUCCCAAGCCCCUCAAGUUCCUCCGGCCCCACUACCCCGACCUCAAGGACAUUUACGAGGCCUGGACCGUCAGCAACUCAGACAAGUCCCUGUUUGCCGAAAUCCUCUCCGUCCUCGCCAUGACCUACUCUGACAAUGGCCAGCGCGAGACACUCGCGUUCCGCCUCAAGGCCAACAAGGUCGACGUCGGGACACCCGAGGAUCCCGGUCUUUGGGGCCACGAGUACAUGAGGCAUCUGGCAGCGGAGCUCGGCGAGGAGCACGCGGCGAGGCAGGAGAACGACGCCGACACUUCGGAGCUCAUGGACCUCGCCCUUCAAGUGGUCCCCUUCAGCCUCAAGCACAAUGCCGAGGCCGAUGCUGUCGACCUGCUGCUCGAGCUCGAGGCCAUCGACAAGCUGCCCCAGUUUGUCGACAAGGACACCUACGCCCGCGUCUGCCUGUACAUGGUCAGCUGCGUCAACCUUCUCGUGCCACCGGAUGACGAGAUGUUUCUCCGGACCGCACACGAGAUCUAUCGCAAGCACGAACGAUACACAGAGGCGCUCACCCUCUCCCUCAGGCUCGGCGACAAGGCGCUCAUCCGCUCCGACUUUGAGGCGCCCAAGAAUCCGUCGAUGCGCAAGCAGCUCGCCUUCAUGCUAGGCCGGCAGCAGGUGCCCAUCGAGUGGCUGCAAGACGAGGACUCCCCCAUCUCCGACUAUGACCUGCUCGACUGCAUCUACAACACGCACCUCUCGACGCAAUUCAUUAGCUUUGGCAAGGAGCUAAACGUCUACGAGCCCAAGAGCCUCGAGGACAUCUACAAGAGCCAUCUCGAGAACUCCCGCACCAGCCUGAGCACCACGGUCGACUCGGCCCGCGGCAACUUGGCCAGCACCUUCGUCAAUGCCUUUGUCAACGCGGGCUUUGGCAACGACAAACUCAUGGUCGGGGCCGAAGAGGGCAAUUCCUGGAUCUACAAGAACAAGGAUCGCGGCAUGCUCUCGGCGGCGGCCUCGCUCGGCAUGAGCUUGCUCUGGGACACCGAGAUGGGACUGAGCCACAUUGACAAGUACACGUACUCGUCGGACGAGAACAUCAAGGCCGGCGCGCUGAUGGCCUACGGAAUCCUCCAUUCGGGCGUCAAGACCGAGAUGGACGCCGCGCUAGCACUGCUCAGCGAGCACGUCGAGAGCAAGAGCGUGCCCCUCAAGAUUUCGGCCAUCGUCGGCCUCGGCCUCGCCUACGCCGGUUCGUGCCGUGAGGACAUCAUGCCCCUCCUCCUCCAGCACGUUCAGGACGAGACAGCACCCAUGGAGGUGGCCGCCAUGUCGGCGCUCUCCCUGGGCUUCAUCUUCGUCGGCUCGGCGCACGGCGAGAUCACGCCAACCAUCCUGCAGUCGAUGAUGGAGCGCGAGCCCGCUCAACUCAACGAGAAGUGGGCCAGAUUCAUGAGCCUCGGCCUGGCGCUGCUCUUCCUCGGCCAGCAAGACGAGAGCGACGCCACCAUCGAGACGCUCAAGGCCAUCGAUCACCCGAUUUCCAAGCAGGCACAGGUGUUGGUCGAUAUGUGCAGCUAUGCCGGCACGGGCAACGUCCUCAAGGUCCAGUCGAUGCUGCAUCACUGCACCGAACGGCUCGGCGGUCAGGGCGAGGGCAGCGGCGAGGACAAGGAGGGCAGCGGCAGCGGCGAGAACAGCAAUACCGAGGGUGGCGGCAGCGGCAGCGGUCAGGAGAGCGAGGAGGACAAGGCCGAGCCCAACGAUCUCUACCAGUCAUUCGCGGUCAUCGGCAUUGCCCUAGUGGCCAUGGGCGAAGAUGUCGGCGCUGAGAUGACGCUGCGGCACAUGUCGCACCUCAUGCACUACGGCGAGCCCGUCAUCCGUCGCGCGGUGCCGUUGGCGUUGGCGCUCCUCAACCCGUCCAACCCAGCGAUGGCAAUCCUCGACACGCUGUCCAAGUACUCGCACGACAACGACCUCGAUGUGGCGAUCAACGCUAUCCUCGCCAUGGGCUUGGUCGGCGCCGGCACCAACAAUGCUCGCCUGGCCCAGAUGCUCCGCCAGCUGGCAGGCUACUAUCACAAGGAGCCAGACUGCCUCUUCAUGGUCCGCGUCGCCCAGGGUCUCGUCCACAUGGGCAAGGGCACCAUCGGGAUCAAUCCUUACCACACGGACCGGCAGCUGAUGAGCCGCACCGCCAUCUGCGGCCUGCUUGCGACACUGGUUUCUUUCACCGACGCGCGCGGCUUUGUGCUCGACAAGUCACACUGGAUGCUCUACUGGCUCGUCUCGGCCAUGUACCCGCGCUUCCUAAUCACGCUCGACGAGGACCUGCAGAACCUGGCGACGUCGGUGCGGGUCGGACAGGCGGUCGACGUCGUGGGUCAGGCCGGCAAGCCAAGGACAAUCUCGGGCUUCCAGACUCACACCACGCCCGUGCGCCUCGGAACGUACGAACGGGCCGAGCUGGCGACCGAGGAAUACCUGCCCUACGCUCACGUGCUGGAGGGCUUCUCGCUGUUGAUGAAGAACCCCGGCUUCGUCAAGGAAGAGGACAUCUAA